Messenger RNA from Thamnophis sirtalis, 672 nucleotides. Lineage: Eukaryota; Metazoa; Chordata; Lepidosauria; Squamata; Natricidae. The record is from RefSeq and is a predicted model, not a curated record.
CCUCCCUCCGCUCUUCGGACGCCGCCGCUGCCGCCUCGCCUCCCGCGGAGACCUCCAGCGCGACCCCCGGCGCCAUGGCUUCCUCCGCCGGACCCGCCGCCGCCUCCACGGCAGCCGGCUCCGCCCAGGCGCCCGCCCUCCAGCGCGGCAUCGUCAAGAUGGUCCUUUCGGGCUGCGCCAUCAUCGUCCGGGGACAGCCCCGGGGAGGCCCGCCUCCUGAGAGACAGAUCAAUCUCAGCAACAUCCGUGCCGGGACUCUGGCACGCCGAGCAGCUGCUGGGCAGCCGGAUGGCAAGGACACCCCUGACGAGCCGUGGGCGUUCCCAGCUCGUGAGUUUUUGAGGAAGAAGCUGAUUGGCAAAGACGUUUGCUUUUCCGUGGAGUACAAGACCUCUCCCCGGCGGGAGUACGGCAUGGUCUACCUGGGCAAAGACACGUCCGGGGAGAACAUUGCGGAGUCCCUGGUGGCCGAGGGGCUGGCCUGUCGCCGGGAAGGGGUCCGCGCCAAUAAUCCUGAGCAGAGCAGGCUGGCUGAGCUGGAGGAGCAGGCCAAGACUGCCAAGAAGGGGAUGUGGAGCGAAGGGACAGGCUCACACACGCUCCGAGACCUCAAGUACACCAUCGAGAACCCCCGGCACUUCGUGGACUCCAUGCACCAGAAGCCCGUGAACG